UUAAUCAUUUGAUACGAUAAAAUGGAUGAUAGUCAACAAUUAUUUCUGAUUGAAUUUUUGGUUGAUAAAAUUAAUAUCCCAGCUGUACGUGCUAUACAUGAAGAAAUGUUACCAGUGACGACCUGCGUCUCUUUUCAAAUCCUUAAUUUGCCACCUAUCAAUAUUAAUGAAGAAGCAUUAAGCGAUGGAUGUGCUUGUUUAAGCGGUGACACUCAAGUAUUUAAAAAAGGAAAAUCUUGUCUGUUUGCAUUACCCAAUAAUGUACUUCAAAAACCAGUUCAUAGUUUUCCUGUAACUAUGACUGUUUAUAAAAAACUUCCACCAGGAGUAUUACCAGAUGUUAUGUUAAUUGGCACUUAUCAGAUACAAUUAAGAAAUUUGAUAAAUGAUUUAUUAAGUCAACGUGUAUUCAAUAAUGGAAAUCCAUGUAAAUCUUUAAAAAGUACUUUUAGGAUAGCUACAGCGACUGGACAAUGUGUUGGCGAAGUUACUCUCUUCAUACGUGUCUCCUGUUUUGGAAAAAAAAUAAUAACUCAAUUCCAAAUACCUCAUAAUAAAAAACCAUACUUGUUUAAAGGAACCGACGAUAGUCCAGUAUUUCAAUGUAAAAAGAUACCUUCGAAAAAAUGUUUGCCAGAAUUUAUACGAUGCAAUUGUACUGUAAAAAAGAAUAAGGAUGGGAGUGGUGAAGGAAAGAGUUGUUGUCGUCCAAAAACAUGUCCUGAAACUUGUUUCAAGACUUGUUGUCGUCCAAAAACAAGUCCUAAAACUUGUACACCUUUGGUCAAAUCUGAAGUCGACAAAUGUCAACAACCACAAUCUGAACCUUUGCCUUGUUGUCCAUCUUGUCCACCAAUUUGCAAUGGUACCAAGUCAUCAAAACCGCAACAACAACAACAACAACAACAAUUUCAACAAGAGCACUCAAAAUGUUGUUCUCUUUAUCCACCAUGUAUUCAACCAGUAAAACCUGUUUCAAUUUGUGGUUCUCCACAACCUGCCACAACAAAUACUUGCCCAUCAUGUUGUUCGCCUCAAUCGGUUAAAGAAAAGACCUGUGCUCCUUGUUGUGGCACAAAGAAAACUACUUUUGAUGAACUAUUUAAAGAGAAACCUGUAAGAAAGUGUGGAUGCGUUAUUAAAGAAGAACCAACUUGUAGUUGUAGAAAGACCUGUUGUUGAGUCCUUGAGAACAAACAAACGAACAAACAAAUUAUGAUAAUAGAUUGUACAAAAUAAUGGCUGAACGUCAAGAUAAGAAGAAAAAAAAGGAGAAGAAGAAGAACAGCAAGUCAAAAAAGAUAUCAUCAAAGAUCAAAGUUACAGAAGCUGCUAAACAAAAGGAAGCUUGCAUUAAAGAAAAAUUUCACAAAUGGGAAAAGGCAUGGGAAAAGAAAUGUCAAGCGCAGGAUGAACUUGAUGAUUACAGAUGUCGCCUGCACAAAGGAUUAUGUUUGAAGCCAAAGACGCAAUCAAAUAUUUGGGUAAACGUAAUAGAAGAUAAAAUGACACAGGAAUUGCACAUGGCCAUCAAACAAGUACCAGUACCCAAACCAAAGCCUCCUCCGAUUCCAAAAUUAAAAAGAAUGGAAAUUUUAUCGAGCUGCGAAGGAACGGCCAACAAGAUUACUGAGAUGAAUAAAACGAAAAAUAUUGUAAAAAAGAAAAAAAAAGGAAAGAAAAAAGGAUAAAA
Vespa mandarinia (Asian giant hornet) is the source of this 1693-nucleotide messenger RNA. RefSeq lists its product as uncharacterized. NCBI's taxonomy places the organism in Eukaryota, Metazoa, Arthropoda, Insecta, Hymenoptera, Vespidae. The record is from RefSeq and is a predicted model, not a curated record.